Messenger RNA from Nerophis ophidion (straightnose pipefish), 1973 nucleotides. Its product is annotated as zinc finger protein OZF-like. Bases 200 to 1591 code for a protein of 463 amino acids. Gene Ontology annotation, molecular function: RNA polymerase II cis-regulatory region sequence-specific DNA binding; DNA-binding transcription factor activity. The transcript has 2 exons. Lineage: Eukaryota; Metazoa; Chordata; Actinopteri; Syngnathiformes; Syngnathidae. Gene Ontology annotation, biological process: regulation of transcription by RNA polymerase II. The record is from RefSeq and is a predicted model, not a curated record.
UUCUAGCGCAUGCGCAAAUGUACUUGAAGCCAAGCAAAAAGACGAGGUCGUUCAGAGAAUUUUGGAAUUGGCGAUCUUAAAGUCAUAUGAUUGACAGCAAAUAUAGCAACACUUAUCUCAAGUCGUGUUUCCCAAAGCCACGAAACGUGCAUUGAGUUUGGAGCGAUAUCUGAAGUGAAGAUUGAAGACGUGAUAGAAGAUGGACGACUACUGCUAUGCUAAGAUGGCGACGUCAUGUCAAAGAGAACAUUCCAGCAAAUCACCAACGGAGAUAAAGACGGAAGAUGAAGACGUCCAGCAGCUGAUGGGUAAUCCAGAAGAAGUUUCCCCUCAGUCAGGGGGGAGCUCCACUUUGAAGCAGGAGACUCCACAACCACCCUGCAUUAAAAAGGAAGAGGAGGAACUCUGCAUCACUCAGGAGGGAGAGUGUCUUCUAGGACGAGAGGAAGCUGAUUACACCAAGUUUCCACUGACUGUUGUCUCUGUGAAGACUGAAGAUGAUGAAGAGAAACCACAAGUAGACAACCAAUUAGCUCCACUAUCAGAUAGUGAGGCUGAAGACGAGGUUGAAGUAACUUUGAGCAGCGAUACAGACUGUGAAGGUGAUAUGAGGACUCACACUGACAACAAACACUCUGAAUGCUCUACAAAGUCGAGAGGUAAAAUAUGUUUGAGCUGCUCCUUUUGUGCUAAACGUUUUACUAACAAGAGCCUUUUGACUGAACACAUGAAAUCACACACAGGUGAAAAUCCAUAUAAUUGUUCAGUUUGUUCUAAAAGCUUUUCUGUUAAGUGCUAUUUGGCUCAACACUUGAGAACACACACAGGUGAAAAACCAUUUAUUUGUUCAGUUUGUGGCAAAAGCUUUUCUCAAAAUAGCCAUUUGACUCGACACAUGAGAACACACACAGGUGAAAAAACAUUUAAAUGUUCAGUUUGUGGCAAAUGCUUUUCUCAAAAUAGCUUUGUGACUCAACACAUGAGAACACACACAGGUGAAAAAACAUUUAAUUGUUCAGUUUGUGGCAAAAGCUUUUCUCAAAAUAGCAAUUUGACUAAACACAUGACAACACACACAGGGGAAAAACCAUUUAAUUGUUCAGUUUGUGGCAAAAGCUUUUCUCAAAAUAGCUCGUUGACUCAACACAUGAGAACACAUACAGGUGAAAAACCAUUUAAUUGUCCAGUUUGUGACAAAAACUUUUCUCAAAAUUGCCGUUUGACUGAACACAUGAGAACACACACAGGAGAAAAACCAUUUACUUGUUCGAUUUGUGGUGAAAACUUCACUAUUAAGAACCGUUUGAUUGAACACGUGAGAACACACACAGGUGAAAAACCAUUUAGUUGUUCAGUUUGCAACAAAAGCUUUUCUCAAAAAAGCCAUUUGACUAAACACAUGAGAACACACACAGGUGAAAAAGCAUUUAAUUGUUCAGUUUGUGACAAAAACUUUUCUCAAAAUUGCCGUUUGACUGAACACAUGAGAACACACACAGGCGAAAAACCAUUUAACUGUUCGAUUAGUGGGGAAAACGUUUCUAUCAAGAACCGUUUGACUGAACACAAGAGAACACACACACACAGGUGAAAAACCAUUUAGUUGUUCAGUGUGCUGUAAAAGGUUCCCACAUAAAGCAGACGCAGUAAAACACAUGAGAACACACAAGGGAAAAUAAGCAAUUAGCUGUUUAGUUUGUGGUAUGUUGCUCAUAUGUGGCGACAUCCACCCUACCCAGGGCCUCCUCACUGCUUCUUUCACAAAUAUCUGAGGUAUUCAUACAAACUUGGAUUAUUUGGAGCAUUGGUCCCCAACCUUUUUGUAGCUGGGGACCGGUCAACGCUGGAUAAUUUGUCCCACGGCCUGGCGGGGGGGAUUUUUAUUUAUUUAUUUAUUUAUUCUGUUCCAUGAAAAAAGGGAGGUUUUUGGGUUGGUGCACUACUUGUAAGUGCAUCUUGUGUUUCCUUAUGUU